AUGGACCCUGUGUUUAAUGACCGGACCCUGUUCCCAUCGGUUUAUCGAACUGUUCCUAAUGAGUAUUUACAGUUUGAAGUUAUUGUACAACUGCUGAUCUACUUUAAAUGGACGUGGGUCGGGAUCGUAUCAUCAGACGAUAUCAGCAACCAUAAAGCUAGUUUGGAACUGAUUAAAGAGAUGAAGAAUCAGGGAAUUUGUGUUGAAUAUCAUAUUGUGAUUCCAGUUUCUGCAAAUAAUAUCAAUCAUAUCGUAAAGUUAAUGCAGCAAUCAACUGCUACAGUCAUUAUCUUAUACUGCACCUUUCUUCAAAUAAUGAAUUUGACCAGAGUGUGGGACAAAGGCGAAUCACAGAUAACUGGCAAAGUCUUUGUAGCGUCAGUCAGUCUUAAUGCUGUUAGUUAUAUUUAUAUGCAAUCCUUCGUAACACUGAAUGGCUCAUUGUUUAUAUCGGUUCACAAAGGGGAGAUCCCUGGUUUUAUGAGCUAUUUGUCUCACAGAGACUGGGAACAGAUGCCCGACAAAAACUUUGUGGAAAAUUUCAAGAUUCUUCUUGAGUGUUUCAAGAUUCUGUCUAAUGAUAGUGAUUCCCACUGCUUGUUAUUCAAAUACUGGGGAAAUACAAAUUAUAUAACGUCUGUUAUUUACAACACGGUUCAUAUACUGGCACAAGCUUUACAUCAGAUGCAUUUAGACAGAGGGCUCUUUGAUACUGAGUCUAAAGGUUUAGCAGCGGAAUCAACAUUCAAGCUGAAUCGUUACCUGAAAAAUGUUCAUCUUAAAACCCAGUCUGAUGAAAUAUUCUUUAAUGAACAAGGAUCUGUUGCUGGGAAAUUUGAUAUUCUCAACUUAAUUAUUAAAUCAAAAACUCAAAUUAGAAAAGUUCCUGUUGGCAGUUUUGUGCCUUCAGCCUCCCCAAAGCUAAUUAUCAAUGAAAGCGCCAUUGUAUGGAAUCCGUAUUUCAAUAAGACUCCGGUCUCUCUGUGUAAUGACAUUUGUCCUACUGGCUACAGAAAAGCUAUUGAGAAGGGAAAAUUCCCCUGUUGCUAUGACUGCAUUCGUUGCUCUGAGGGUGAGAUAGCCAGCUCUCCGGAUGCAGAAAAUUGUCUCCAAUGCCCAGAAGAUCACUGGUCCAAUCCAAGUAGGGAUUCUUGUCUCAAAAAAGCUGUGGACUUCCUCUCCUAUGGGAACUGCUUGGGAAUGGUAUUAGCAACUGCCGCCCUUCUCUUCUCUGUAUGCACCGGUGCAGUCCUGUGGCUCUUUAUAAAGAACAGGAGCAGCCAAAUUGUGAAAGCCAAUAAUCGGAACCUCAGCUACAUCCUUCUUGUUUCUCUCUUCUUGUCCUUCUGCUGCUGUUUCUUGUUUAUUGGGCGCCCUGUGCCCAUAACCUGCAUCCUGAGACAAACUGCAUUUUUGUUCUUAUAUACUGUCGCCAUUUCUUCUCUACUUGGAAAAACACUGACUGUUGUUAUUGCAUUUCAUGCCACAAAACCUGGGACCAGGUUAAGGAAAUUUGUGGGAUCUAGGGUUUCUAUUUCUCUUGUACUACUUUGUUCAUUAGGCAAACUUGCCAUUUGCAGCACUUGGCUGAUAUGGGCUACACCAUUUGUGGCACUCGGUACCAAGACAACACAACAGACAAUGACUCUCUGGUGCAAUGAAGGUUCUAUUGCUGCUUUCUGUGUGGCAGUUUCUUACACAGCUGUGUUAGCUCUUCUUAGUUUUAUUGUUGCCUUUAUGGCACGAAAAUUACCAGACAGAUAUAAUGAGGCGCAGCACAUCACCUUCAGCAUGCUGGUGUUCUUUAGUGUCUGGGUCUCCUUCAUACCAACAUAUCUGAGCACCAAAGGCAAAUACAUGGUGGCUGUGGAGAUAUUCGCUAUACUUGCCUCUACUGCUGGAUUAUUGUUCUGUCUGAGUUACGGCGCCAUGGACCCUGGGUUUAAUGACCGAACCCUGUUCCCAUCUGUUUAUCGAACUGUUCCUAAUGAGUAUUUAAAGUUUGAAGCCAUUGUACAACUGCUGAUCCACUUUAAAUGGACGUGGGUCGGGAUCGUAUCAUCAGACGAUAUUAGAAACCAUAAAGCUAGUUUGGAACUGAUUAAAGAGAUGAAGAAUCAGGGAAUUUGUGUUGAAUAUCAUAUUCUGAACCGUUACCUGAAAAAUGCUUAUCUAAAAUCAUUCUCUGAUGAAAUAUUCUUUAAUGAACAAGGAUCUGUUGCUGGGAAAUUUGAUAUUCUCAACUUUAUUGAAUCAAAAAGACAAAUGACAAAAGUUCCUGUUGGCAGUUUUGUGCAGUCUGCCUCUCUAAAGCUGUUCAUCAAUGAAAGCACCAUUGUAUGGCGUCCAUAUUUCAAUAAGAAAUAG
Xenopus tropicalis (tropical clawed frog) is the source of this 2367-nucleotide messenger RNA. RefSeq names its product vomeronasal type-2 receptor 26. NCBI's taxonomy places the organism in Eukaryota, Metazoa, Chordata, Amphibia, Anura, Pipidae. The record is from RefSeq and is a predicted model, not a curated record. Gene Ontology annotation, cellular component: plasma membrane; membrane. The transcript is spliced from 7 exons. Gene Ontology annotation, molecular function: G protein-coupled receptor activity. The coding region runs from base 1 to 2367 and encodes 788 amino acids. Gene Ontology annotation, biological process: G protein-coupled receptor signaling pathway.